UCUGUGAUGACUACGCAUUUUUUCCUUUUGGAGUUGGGAGGGAAAAUAAUUUGAGAUGGGAAAAUCCCCGACAUUUGCCGUGUUAGAAGCACUCACGGGGUCACGGGAAUGAGAAAAUCCUCCAGUGGACAUUUUUCAGCAGCUGAUGCAUUGCGUGGUGGUACCGGUCAGUCCAUCGUGAAUGGACGCUGGGCUGUUGAUCCUCCAGGUGAAUAUGAAACAGGAGGAACAAUGUUCACGUACACGCGCAACUGCAGAGAAACUCUCUCCACCCCGGGACCCACAAACUCAUUGCUGCAGCUUUAUAUCAUUUUCCACAAGGAGAAUCCAGGUGUGGAUUACGAGUACUACAUCCCCGUGAAGAAGGACACAGUGAGAGAGUGGGACGGAGGGAGCGCGUCUCUCCGAGAGACCGAAGCGGUGUUUUCUCCUGCAGGUGCUGUAGUAGUGUUAGAAGACUCCGCCCCUCCUCCUCCUAUUUCCACUCCCUCUUCGUCUGAUAGGUGGACACUGGAGAGGUCACACCCCCACAAUGCCGGGCCUAAUCGUAAUGCCAGGAUUCCUCCAAGGACUGACAUCCCACUGGAUAAUCAAGAUUCAACAUUCAAGAAGCUUUUAUUGUCAUUUCAACCACAUAUCUGACACAGUACAGAGUGAAAUGAAACAACGUUUCUCCAGGACCUGGUGCUACAGAAACAUACAACAUAAAGAUCAAACACAAAAAACAACACAGAGCUAGGACAGAAGUUUGUCUUAGCCACGUAAAGUGCACAGUGUGCAGCUAGGUGCAAACAGAACAACGACAAGACAGUGCAGAAAUAAUAAGUAGAAAAAGACCACAAAAAAAAACAGGACAUGUGCAAUGAAAUGUAAAUGAAAUGAAAUAAAAUGAGAUGAUGUACAACUCUGAGACCUGACAACAUGUAUUGUGCAGAAAUACAGUAGCAGCGCUUGAGGUAGUGCAAAAUAGAAAUAAACAUAAAUAUAAAUAUAGCAGCAGAUGAAAUAAACACAAGGGUUGAGGUAGUGCAAUAAGUAUUGAACAAUAUAAGUUAUGUGUGUGUGUCCACACAGGUGAGAGAUAGAGAGAGAGAGAGUGUGUGAGAGUGUGUGUGUGUGAGAGAGAGAGUGUUGUUCAGUUCAGUCCUGUGUGUGUGUGUGUGUGUGAGAGAGAGAGUGUUGUUCAGUUCAGUCCUGAGUGUGUGUGUGUGUGUGUGAGAGAGAGAGUUUUGUUCAGUUCAGUCCUGUGUGUGUGUGUGUGUGUGAGAGAGAGAGUGUUGUUCAGUUCAGUCCUGAGUGUGUGUGUGUGUGUGAGAGAGAGAGUGUUGUUCAGUUCAGUCCUGAGUGUGUGUGUGUGUGUGAGAGAGAGAGAGUGUUGUUCAGUUCAGUCCUGUGUGUGUGUGUGUGAGAGAGAGAGUUUUGUUCAGUUCAGUCCUGUGUGUGUGUGUGUGAGAGAGAGAGUUUUGUUCAGUUCAGUCCUGUGUGUGUGUGUGUGAGAGAGAGAGUGUUGUUCAGUUCAGUCCUGAGUGUGUGUGUGUGUGUGAGAGAGAGAGAGUUUUGUUCAGUUCAGUCCUGAGUGUGUGUGUGUGUGUGUGUG
Molecule: messenger RNA, 1597 nt
Organism: Hemibagrus wyckioides
Lineage: Eukaryota; Metazoa; Chordata; Actinopteri; Siluriformes; Bagridae
Product: thrombospondin type-1 domain-containing protein 4-like
Exons: 4
Coding region: 109-642 (177 amino acids)
Biological process (GO): extracellular matrix organization
Cellular component (GO): extracellular matrix
Molecular function (GO): metalloendopeptidase activity
Source: RefSeq, a predicted model, not a curated record